Molecule: messenger RNA, 1731 nt
Organism: Cuscuta epithymum
Lineage: Eukaryota; Viridiplantae; Streptophyta; Magnoliopsida; Solanales; Convolvulaceae
Source: the annotation of a GenBank genome assembly
CGAUUUUACCAGCUGAAUGAACUGGAAGAGUGGAGAGCGCAAGCUUUUCAUAAUUCUAAACUUUACAAAGAACGGGCCAAACUCUACCAUGAUCAACACAUCAAGGCUCGUGAUUUCAAUGCUGGAGAUAAAGUGCUGUUAUUCAACUCCCGGUUGAAGCUCUUUCCAGGAAAGCUUAAGUCAAGAUGGUCCGGACCGUUCAAGGUCAUAAAAGCUUACCCCUACGGAACCGUUGAGAUUGAAGAUGCUAAUGGGGGUCCCUUUAAAGUCAACGGCCACCAACUUAAACUCUACCAUGGCGGCCCGAUUGAAAAAAGCAAGGAGAUUCUCUAUCUCCAAAAAUUUUGAACCAAAGGAGGACAUUCGUCAAGCUAGUGACGUUAAAGAAGCGCUCAUUGGGAGGCAACCCAACCAAAAAAAAAAAAAAAAAAAAAAAAAAAAAAAAAACUAACCCAAAAAUAUUUUACUUUGUUUAUUUCUUGCAGAUGUCUGGAGGAAGACGUGACGAUCCCAUUUUCGAGGAGCCACCACUAGGACGGGAAGACCCGCCGCCACAGCCUGAUAUCCCCUUUGCUACUAUUGCUGAUCGCAGACGCUUCCAGGCAUGGGGGCAAUACCGCACACUCCUUCCUCCCAUGAUCCUGGACCCGACGAUGCUAGAGGAAUGGGGGUACUGGGAUGACAUUGAUGCCCUGCUAGGAGACUCUUUAUGGCGGAGGAUUCUAUUCGUUCAGGAGAGGGCCAGCCUUCCAUUGACGAUGGAGUUUCUGUGCUCCGUUCAGUUCACUCAUUACGGACAGGCUGUGCAGGAGGGUGCUGUUAUUGGGUCAGAGUCUCGGAUGAGGUUCACUAUUCUAGGCAUGGAGCACUCCAUCACUGUGGCUGAGCUCGGAUGGAGGAUGGGGCUCUAUACCCCAGCAUAACACAGACUGAGGAGUUCCGUGCUCUUCCGACCCGCUUACCCGAGGCAUUUGACAUUGAUGAGUUCUGGCACAGACACCAGAUCAUUUCUCCGGAUGCACCCCCAUUCGAACAAAUGGAGGGAGACUCACUGGUACAUACUCUCGUUCGUACUUUCUUGUGGUUUUUUUGGACGACCUAACAACACAAACAGGUUGUCCAAAAAGGACAUACUAUUCUUUUGGAGUUUGAUUCACCGCAUCCCGGUGAAUAUGGCUGUCCUUAUGGCUCAUUUCUUCCGGAGCCAAGGGAAGACUGUGCGGCGCACUAUCCAGGCAGGGCCUUUCAUCACUACUCUCGUUAGAUCAUUCUACCCAGACCUAGACAUUCCAGGACUAGUGCACUUACAGGAUAGCAUCCGCGUUCUUCGAUCCUCAUCCUUUACCAACAUGAGGAUCAAGAAGAAGCGGAACACUCAGGAGCUCCCAGGUAUUGAGCAGCCGACCCAGCAGAGUAGUUCUUCUCGACCCUCAGGACAUGAGGGAUCUAGCGAGCCCUUUUCAUACAUGCCUAGCGCCGCAGAUUGGAGAGCGAUGAUGGAUGGGAUGAGGAGUCUACAGACCUCAGUCUCAGAGAUGCGGGUUGCACAGGACAGAGGAUUCCAGGAGAUGCGAGAUGCGCAUGAGACGGCCCUGGGAGAGUUCAGAGACUUUCGAUUAGCUCAGGAGAGAGCCACCUGGGAUAUGCAGGCGGAGCUAGAGACCCAGAGGCUAGAUAUUGAUGAGAUGAGAGAUUGGCUUAGGCCACACUAUGGCCCCCAGGAUGGCGCAG